UUGCAACAGGCACCCCAAUCGAGUCGUGCUGGUCAGGUUACCCAAACCCAAAUGCGUCUUUCAAACGACAAUGACGAGAAAAGGAUUUCACAACUACUUGACACGUAUUUCUUGGAUCAGCCUGCACCAUCUACAUCAACAUGGCUUGGUCAACUCCCUCCGCAGAUAUCCUAUCAAGGAGGCACACUAGUUACAACAGCAAAUGUGAAAGGCGUCAAUAUGAAUGUCAAGGUGUCACCAGUUUCUCCCGACAAGGCUGAAAAGGAGCGUCUCAAAAAAGCACGACAAGCUGAGGCUGCUAGGAUGAGAUACCAUCGUUUAACGCCAGCUGAGAAAAGGGAGCUGAACCUAAAGAGAACUCUUGCUCAAAAAAGGAAGAGGCAGCGAGAAAAGGAACUGGAGGAGCUAGAGUCCAUUCUUAGGGAGACCAACGACAUUCAGGAAGAUCCUGAUAUUACCGAACAACUUCGUGAGAAAAGAAUGAGAGCCAAAUGGGCCGAAGCUGCUCGGCAAAGAUAUGCACGAAUGACACCUGAAGAGCGCAGGGCCCACAAUAAUCGUCGACGUAUGCGUCAGAUGCAGAAUGCCUUAGCUGCUGUCAAGGUUGGAUGUUCAGAGUUUCUUAUAGCUGCUGGAGGUACAGGUGAUCCCAUCAAGGAUGAAGAAGCAGUACGUGCUCAUAUUAAAGCCCAAAAUGCUAAAAAAGCUGAGGCAGCAAGACAGAGAUAUCACCGUAUGACGGAAGAGGAGAAACGUAUUUACAACCAGCGACGCACAGAGGCAUUCAGGCGUCGCAGAAUGGAAGAGGAAAUGUUGCUCGCAAUGCCUAUUGGAAGAAUCAAUGGAGAAGCUUUGGAUAGAGCACAACAGAUUGUUGUGCGUAAUGCUAAGCGAGCCGAGGCGGCACGAUUGCGCUAUCAACGAAUGACACCGGAUCAAAGAAAGUCAUACAACCAAAAGAGAUAUACCCCAAAACGUAGACGGCUGGAUGGGAUGGAUUCUAUGUUGUCGUCUAGUGGUGGAUCGUUGGUUUCUUGUAAAAAGGUACAUCUGACUUUUUUUUCCGUUUUACUGUCGAAAUUCACUUUUCGCUUAAAUACGGCGAUCAUUUUUGUUAAUCCAUUCGCGGCGGCGUCUAGUUUUGCUGUCCGCCGCGAGCGACGACGCCUAAUUAUCAGCUUUUACGGGAUUUCUUGUUUUUUAACAGUAAACAAUAAUUUCUCGAUAACUAGAGGCCUUGAGGGGUUGAGAACACUACGGGGUUGUGAAAGAGGCUUUUGCUGUAUCUUAUUCUAUAGUUAA
Messenger RNA from Angiostrongylus costaricensis, 1302 nucleotides. NCBI's taxonomy places the organism in Eukaryota, Metazoa, Nematoda, Chromadorea, Rhabditida, Metastrongylidae. The record is from the annotation of a GenBank genome assembly.